Messenger RNA from Sorghum bicolor (sorghum), 893 nucleotides. RefSeq names its product ferredoxin, root R-B1. Bases 225 to 722 code for a protein of 165 amino acids. Gene Ontology annotation, molecular function: 2 iron, 2 sulfur cluster binding; electron transfer activity. NCBI's taxonomy places the organism in Eukaryota, Viridiplantae, Streptophyta, Magnoliopsida, Poales, Poaceae. The record is from RefSeq and is a predicted model, not a curated record. The transcript is spliced from 2 exons. Gene Ontology annotation, biological process: electron transport chain.
GCACCUUCGCCCAUCACCGAUGGCAGUUUCCCAAGGCCAUGGCCCAAGCGUUGCUUCUGGUCCAGGCGCGCCGCUCAACAUCCAGCAUCGGCUUUUAAAUACCGUGCGUGCAGCAGUGCAGAGCUCGUGUAGUACUCAUCAGGUCGCGUUGGCACACUCUUGCGCUAGUUCGUCUGUUCAUCAGUAACACCUCGAGGAGCCAAAAACAGCCAACAAUCUCUAUUAUGGCGACAGCGGCAGCUGCAACUAUUAUGUACUGCGUUCCCGCCGCGAGCGCCAUCCGGUGCUGCCGGACUUUCUCCCCGCCGAUCAAGACCGAUGCCCCGCGCGUCGCUUCCCCCGCGCCGCGACCGGCGGCGAUCCUCGCGUGGGGCGCGGGCGCGGGCGCCGCACGGGUCGCGAGCAGGGGCCGGUUCAGGGCGUCGGCGGCCGUGCACAAGGUGAAGCUGGUCGGGCCCGACGGCUCGGAGAGCGAGCUGGAGGUGGCCGAGGACACCUACAUCCUCGACGCCGCGGAGGAGGCCGGGCUGGAGCUGCCCUUCUCGUGCCGCGCCGGGUCGUGCUCCUCGUGCGCGGGGAAGCUGGCGUCCGGCGAGGUGGACCAGUCGGACGGCUCGUUCCUGGACGACGCGCAGAUGGCAGAGGGGUACGUGCUCACCUGCGUCUCCUACCCCAGGGCGGACUGCGUCAUCUACACGCACAAGGAGGAGGAAGUACACUAGAGUGGAGCUACGGAGUAACGCAGCAUUUGUAGACAGUGGCUAUUCCAACCGUGGAUGUUCAGAGAGAUUAUGAAGUUCUACAGUUAAUCUGUGCGUUUCUUGAACGGUCUGUUUGUUUAACCCUCUCUACGUUGUCUAUCAUGUGGGAUUGGUAGCUCAGAGAUGGACGCC